This is a messenger RNA of Cavenderia fasciculata, 1044 nucleotides long. RefSeq lists its product as uncharacterized. The record is from RefSeq and is a predicted model, not a curated record. Bases 1 to 1044 code for a protein of 347 amino acids. The transcript is spliced from 4 exons. NCBI's taxonomy places the organism in Eukaryota, Evosea, Eumycetozoa, Acytosteliales, Cavenderiaceae.
AUGUCAAGCUCAUUUGAUUCAAAGGAAUUUAAUUCUUUUCCUAUAUAUGUUUACUUUUCAUUGGACAAGGACAUUAACACACCUGAAUAUGUCAAUCCUGCAUGGGAACAUGGAGGAAAAGAGAAAUUGCUAGAAGCAUUUAGAAAGGAAUACAAAGAUGAUUUGUGUAAUCCCGAUCUAGACACUGAACCAAAUAUGUAUGGUCAGAUAUUAGAACUUGAACACAAGAUAGUAGAGAGAUUUCAUAGAUCUCAUGAAUGGUUAUUAGCAUAUGCCAUCUCUUCUAAAACCUUUAAUCCAUGCAAGUUUACACAUGAAACCAAAUCAAUCUAUUUGCAAACAAAAGAUGAAUAUUCAACCUACAAAAGAAGAUUAGAUGAUCCAAACAUUACUUCAAAUGGUUUAGUUCAAAAGCAACCCUCUACUUUUACAAUAGUUUACCAAUAUGAUGACAUUAAAAAUGCAGAACUGAUACCAGUAUUUAUGGGUAUAGUACAAGCAAAUGAAACUAUUCAACAAGUUGUAAUAAGAACAUCAUCAUUUGAAAAUGGAUUGUUGGAGAUUGUUGAAUAUGAUUUGAGAUAUAUCAAAGUACAAAAAUUAUCACUUAAAUAUCAAGCUAAUAAUAUAACAGUACCAAGUAUAACAUUGGCACCUUUAAUUGUAAAUAUGAAAACAAUUACUAUCAAUCCAAAGACAGAAGUGAUAAAGAGUUUUAAUUCUUCUACACUGGAUUUCAAAUUUCCUCUUCGUACUAUUAAAUCACCUGCCAAUAAUGCAUUGGUCAAUGAAACAUAUGAUAGUGAUUUACAUGUUACGCAAUUAUACGUUCAGAUAGAAGAGGGUAUUGAGGCGUAUCGAAGACUUUCAGUUAGACAAGGACUUGGAUUCACAGUCCAACUUUUAAAAAAACUUAUUGCAGAAAGGAUUGGUAUAGACAAUAAUAAUAUUGAUUCAUUAUUUAUGCAUGAUAAUCCUCAUGAUCCAAUCACCGAUAAAACUAUAAUAUUUAAUCAUUCAAGAAUAAAUAUAUCUUUAAAAUAA